AUGCACUCACCUCCUAGAGAACAGCCUGCCAUCAUGCUCUGGAAACUGGUUGAAAAUGUCAAGUAUGAAGAUAUCUAUGAGGACCGGCAUGAUGGAGUGCCCAGCCACAGUUCCAGGCUGUCCCAGCUGGGAUCCGUCUCGCAGGGACCCUACUCCAGCGCUCCUCCGCUCUCUCACACCCCAUCCUCGGAUUUCCAGCCGCCUUAUUUCCCACCCCCCUACCAGCCUCUUCCUUACCACCAAAGCCAGGACCCUUACUCCCAUGUCAAUGACCCCUACUCCCUAAACCCCUUGCAUCAACCCCAGCAGCACCCCUGGGGACAGAGGCAGAGGCAAGAGGUGGGAUCAGAAACGGGGUCACUGCUGCCACAGCCUCGGGCCGCCCUGCCCCAGCUCUCGGGACUGGACCCCAGGCGGGACUACCACUCUGUAAGGAGGCCAGACGUCCUCCUGCACUCAGCUCACCAUGGCCUUGACUCCGGCAUGGGGGACAGCCUUUCUCUGCAUGGCAUCGGACACCCAGGGAUGGAGGAGGUCCAGUCAGUUGAAGAUGCCAAUAACAGCGGUAUGAACUUAUUGGACCAGUCUGUCAUUAAAAAAGUUCCGGUUCCUCCAAAAUCUGUUACUUCUUUGAUGAUGAAUAAAGAUGGCUUCCUGGGUGGAAUUUCAGUCAAUACCGGAGAGGUGUUUUGCUCUGUACCUGGCCGCUUGUCUUUGCUUAGUUCAACUUCAAAGUAUAAAGUAACUGUGGGAGAAGUUCAAAGACGCCUUUCUCCUCCAGAGUGUCUGAAUGCAUCCCUCCUAGGAGGAGUACUUAGAAGAGCCAAAUCGAAAAACGGGGGGAGAUCUUUGCGAGAAAGGCUAGAAAAAAUCGGUUUGAAUUUACCAGCCGGCAGGCGUAAGGCCGCAAAUGUCACUUUACUCACCUCCCUGGUGGAAGGUGAGGCCGUUCAUUUAGCUCGGGAUUUUGGGUACAUCUGCGAAACGGAGUUCCCAGCCAAAGCUGUUUCUGAGUACCUGAACAGACAGCACACGGACCCCAGCGACCUCCACUCCAGGAAAAACAUGCUGCUUGCUACAAAGCAACUUUGUAAAGAAUUUACAGAUCUCUUGGCCCAGGACAGGACACCCAUUGGAAACAGCCGGCCCACCCCUAUUUUGGAACCGGGCAUUCAGAGCUGCUUGACUCACUUCAGCCUCAUCACUCACGGCUUUGGGGCCCCCGCUAUCUGCGCUGCCCUCACGGCCCUUCAAAACUACCUGACUGAAGCUCUCAAAGGCAUGGACAAGAUGUUCUUGAACAACAACACUGCUAACAGGCACACAUCUGGCGAAGGACCAGGUAGUAAAACUGGAGACAAGGAAGAGAAACACAGAAAAUGAGAGAGAGAGAGAGGAAAAAAAAA
Molecule: messenger RNA, 1406 nt
Organism: Haliaeetus leucocephalus (bald eagle)
Lineage: Eukaryota; Metazoa; Chordata; Aves; Accipitriformes; Accipitridae
Gene: TFAP2B
Product: transcription factor AP-2 beta (activating enhancer binding protein 2 beta)
Exons: 7
Coding region: 1-1383 (460 amino acids)
Biological process (GO): anatomical structure development; regulation of transcription by RNA polymerase II; regulation of cell population proliferation
Cellular component (GO): nucleus
Molecular function (GO): DNA-binding transcription factor activity, RNA polymerase II-specific; RNA polymerase II transcription regulatory region sequence-specific DNA binding
Source: RefSeq, a predicted model, not a curated record